Molecule: messenger RNA, 2885 nt
Organism: Ictidomys tridecemlineatus (thirteen-lined ground squirrel)
Lineage: Eukaryota; Metazoa; Chordata; Mammalia; Rodentia; Sciuridae
Gene: Oxtr
Product: oxytocin receptor
Biological process (GO): positive regulation of vasoconstriction; maternal process involved in parturition; cellular response to hormone stimulus
Cellular component (GO): plasma membrane
Molecular function (GO): oxytocin receptor activity; vasopressin receptor activity; peptide binding
Source: RefSeq, a predicted model, not a curated record
GAUCUCUCCUGGUGAUGCUUGGAAUAGAAGGUAUUUCUAAUUCCUUUUUAAUGAGAAUAUGAACAAAAUUAUUCCAAAGCAAGGGCAUGAGUUCCCUGGAAAAAAAAAGAAGAAGAAAGCACUGAAAUGAAUCUCAAUUCAAGAAAUAUUAGUUAAAUGCUUCUGUAACUCCAUCAUUGUCUCCUCAGGGGAAAACAUUACUUUGCAAGCCUCCUAUUUCAGUGAAAGGAUCAGGAGCUUCUAAACCAAGAAAGGAAGAAACCGGGCGGGUUAUUUACGAGUUCCAUGCCUCUAGAGGUUUUAAACUACUGCGAAAUAAACCAGUUCCUUAACACUCUUGGGACCAACAGCCCGCGAGCUAACGGAGCAAGCUAACCCCAUCAUCUGGGGUCUGCGCAGCCGGCCUCCCCCGCCCCCUAGCGGAUUCAUGUGGCAAUGCAUCCCGGACCCCAGCUUUAGAAAAGCCGGCCACCCGCACCCAGCGCUGCAUCCCGACGCUGUCCUCCAGCAUAGGCUUGGCGGCGCUCUUCGAUUGCCUUCUGUUCCUAUCCAUCCACCAGUAAAGCUGCGAGCGAGAGUUUUCCAACCAAGGCUCCUGAAUCCCAGACCUCAGCGAGUGACAAACUGGGUGCCUUCAGCUGCCCUCCCAACCUGGUCCCGGAGCUCACGCGUCUUUGAGUCCAGCGGUGCAACUUCCCCCGGGAGUCAACUUUAGGUCAACCCGAGGACUCGGUGCAGUGGAAAAGGCUGAACCUCUCAAGAAACUGACACUUGGAUAGAGGAUUCCCGCUCAUUUGCAGUGGCUGAAAGGAGGGUCGGAUUCCAGCGGAACAGUCCCCGCAGGACUCCAGGAGCGGAGCCCUAGGCGCUUUGCUCAGCGCUUUUGAAUUGCGCUUCGGCCCCGCCCGGUAGCGCUACGCCUUAAAGGGCUCAAGGCCGGGCGCACCUAGGGCCACGGUCAUGGAGGGCGCUUUCUCAGCCAACUGGAGCGCCGAGGCGGUCAAUGGGAGCGCCGCACCUCCUGGGGCCGAAGACAACUGCACUGCCGGACCUCCGCGGCGCAACGAGGCACUGGCACGCGUGGAGGUGGCAGUACUGUGCCUCAUUCUCUUCCUGGCACUGAGCGGCAACGCGUGCGUGCUGCUGGCACUGCGCACCACGCGCCACAAGCACUCACGCCUCUUUUUCUUCAUGAAACACCUGAGUAUCGCUGACUUGGUGGUAGCUGUGUUCCAGGUGCUGCCGCAGCUACUGUGGGAUAUCACCUUCCGUUUCUAUGGGCCCGACCUGUUGUGCCGUCUAGUCAAGUACCUGCAGGUGGUGGGGAUGUUCGCCUCCACCUACCUGCUGCUGCUCAUGUCGCUUGACCGCUGCCUGGCCAUCUGCCAGCCGCUGCGAUCGCUGCGCCGGCGUACCGACCGCCUGGCGGUGCUUGCCACGUGGCUUGGCUGCCUAGUGGCCAGCGCCCCGCAGGUGCACAUCUUCUCGCUGCGCGAGGUGGCUGAAGGCGUCUUUGAUUGCUGGGCGGUCUUCAUCCAGCCCUGGGGACCCAAGGCCUACGUCACGUGGAUCACACUCGCCGUCUACAUCGUGCCAGUCAUCGUACUCGCUGCCUGUUACGGCCUCAUCAGCUUCAAGAUCUGGCAGAACUUGAGGCUCAAGACGGCUGCAGCAGCUGCGGCUCAGGCUCAGGGACCCGAGGGUUCAGCAGCGGGUAGUGAGGGUCGUGCGGCCCUGGCACGAGUCAGCAGUGUCAAGCUCAUCUCCAAAGCCAAGAUCCGCACGGUCAAGAUGACCUUCAUCAUCGUGCUGGCCUUCAUCGUAUGCUGGACACCAUUCUUCUUCGUGCAGAUGUGGAGCGUCUGGGAUACUAAUGCACCCAAGGAAGCCUCGGCCUUCAUCAUUGCCAUGCUCCUGGCCAGCCUCAACAGCUGCUGCAACCCCUGGAUCUACAUGCUCUUCACGGGCCACCUCUUCCAUGAACUGGUACAGCGCUUCCUCUGCUGCUCCUCCAGCCAUCUGAAGGGUAGCCGCCCAGGAGAGACUAGCGUCAGCAAAAAGAGCAACUCCUCCACAUUUGUCUUGAGCCGACGCAGCUCCAGCCAGAGGAGCUGCUCCCAGCCAUCAACAGCGUGACCCACUGGUCUGGGUCAAAGCCACCUCCUGAGGCUGGGUUGUGCUGACACAGUCUACCCCUUGGUGGCCCAUGUACAUGUAUGUAUCAGGUACUGAUCAGCUCGUGUCCCUCUAUACCUUGGGGUAGCUUGAGGGUGAUGGGGAACUGGUUUGGGGUGGGGAAGAGGUUUCUGUGGUGGAAGAUGAUAGGGUGACUCCUCCAUCAGAUAGUCACCCUGAGCUCCUACAGGUACUUCUGUUACCCUGACCCCAUGGCUAUUCUCUGCAGUGGGUGGUACUUUUCUCCCCUGGACCUCUCCAAUAUCUUUUUACUCCUUUAUUAUGGGUUCUUAUGAAAGGUAAUAAGUAUGGGAUUAGUAACCAACUUGAUCAGGUGUUCUGGGCUUGGUAUAUUAGUGGGGGUGGGACUUCAGAUGGUGAGGGUGGUGCUAACUUCCUCCUGACCUCAGAGAGAGUGUUUUUGCCUUUGAGUGGACAAAUCUUAACAUUUUGGGGACCAGCUGUCAGGAGAUUGCCCUUGGAGGAGGAGAUCCCCUCUAAGGCCAUCUGGCAUAGAUAACAAAUGAGAACUUGGCUUGAAAAUGUUUAAGAAGCUAAUAUUUAACAAGCAUUUUGGAAAGAGAACUAAAAGGAAUCCAGAUCGGAAGGAAGAAGUAAAGCUAUUUGUACAUGACACGAUUUUGUAUAUAUAGGAAAUCCUAAGGAAUUCACACACACACACACACACACACACACACACACACACACAC